This is a messenger RNA of Lolium rigidum, 540 nucleotides long. Its product is annotated as chaperone protein dnaJ 11, chloroplastic-like. The record is from RefSeq and is a predicted model, not a curated record. NCBI's taxonomy places the organism in Eukaryota, Viridiplantae, Streptophyta, Magnoliopsida, Poales, Poaceae. The coding region runs from base 110 to 520 and encodes 136 amino acids. The transcript has a single exon.
UACUAGUCCGGAAGCCAACGAUAUUCCCAGCUCACUCUCACCUGCAUACUCAAGCCCCGCCGAUUCAUCCCUUCGUCUCCGCAAUUUCCUCUUCCCUCUCCUCUCCACGAUGAUCUCCGCGCCUCAAGCCCCGGCGACCUCUGUGUUCGGCAGGGCUUCCUCCUGCUCCUCCCGAAGGGCCACGGUCCGCUGCGCGGUGGCCGUCGCGUCAGCGGCGCCGGCCAGUGGGUGCACGCUCUACGAGGUGCUUGGACUCCGGGCCGGCGCGACUGGCGGCGAGAUCAAAGCCGCGUACCGGCGCCUGGCGCGUGAGCUGCACCCUGACGUGGCGGGCACGGCCGGCGACGACUUCAUCCGGCUCCACGAUGCCUACGCCACGCUCGCCGACCCGGACGCCCGCGCGCGCUACGACCGCGACGUCGUCGCCCAGGCAUACGCGCAGGCGCCCGCCUCCAGGACGUCGCCGCACAGUGUCUGGGGACGGCCUCGCCGCACCUGGGAGACAGACCAGUGCUGGUAGUGAUUCGACCUCGCCUCGCC